ACAGGUGGAUAUGUGACUGAGAAUGCUCUCUUGUAGCAGAACACUCAUUAUAACAGUGGCUAUUUGCACGUGCAGUUUGGUAAAUUUCUGAAAAACAAGUGAAAUUUGUGCGAAAUAUAUGAGUGUAUAUUGACACUAGUGUCCAGUGUCCUGGAGUUUUUAGUUUAAAAAAAUAAGUCGAUCACAAUCAACCUAUAAAAUGAUCAAGUUGCACUGUACUAAAGUUGGGUUAAAGCCCAUGUGGAUGUUGGUUUUGCUGAUUUACACAAAAGUUUCAGAAGGUGAAUUUUACGACUCGAACCAUAACGUCAGGAGCAAUUUGGAUGAUGGGGGCAUCAAUUUACAUAGUUUUGUGCCGUCUUCCGAUCACACCACCAAUGGAGAUGUCAAUGAGGCUAAUAAAAAUUACGACAACAGUUUGAGGCUGGCGGAAAUAAAUUUCCUAGCCAAACUUGCACAACGCUAUCGUCAGAGACAACCGGAUCCGGUUGUGGGAAUCGCAAUGGAGAAACAUAACAGAGACCAAUCGUCGUCGUUGUCAACGGAUGUAAACAGCAUCGACGGCGGAGUCCAAGAUAUGGGCUCAUUUGACAACGAUCUAAGGACACUUGUCAAGUAUUUGAUUCGGCACCGAGAAGAACUUACAGGAGAGCAUGAACCAAAUGAACUAAGUGAGGAGUUUAGUGCAAACGGCCAGAAGCGCGCUGCGGCCCUCAGAGCCACCAUGGCUCGAAGAUCGCAUUCGUUUACCCCCCAUGAUAAGGAGCGAUUUUCGCCGUCCAUCAGCGUUGGUAAGUUGUAUGGAUCAUUGACGAAUUUGGGUGACUUUUUCCAUACGUUGAAGCAUAAUCUCGAAUCGCUGGAAACCAGGAACCUAUCUAACGAUCAGGUUAAACUAUUGCAGGGCCAGAAUAUGAUUUCGAACCUUCGGAAAGAAUUUAUAGAAGACUUCCCCAAACCUGCCGGAAGUGCGGCAUUCUUGCACGCUAUUCGCAAUUAUCGUCCCUCGCACCGAAUACGCGCGCUAGUGUCAUCCGUGCCGGAUCUGUAUCGAGGGACCAAUUUUCACGAUCCGGUGUACAAACUUGCGGGACUAGGAAAAUAAGUUUUCCCCUGGUUUAUCGCCCGCUUCCUCUGCUCUCGUGCUAAUGAUAAUGCUGCGAACCAUCUGCAAAAGGGUUUAAGUUGUUGGGACUAGUUUCAUGUUGAUGACGUUUUAGUUUUCGUUGGCGAACGAUCGAAAUGACCCCGUGUGUAAACGUAUUUGGAACAUUCAAAUGUUGUCCAUAACUAGAAAAAAGCUUCCGUAAUAUAGGUAACAAGAACAGUGCUGAUAUGUUCUGUAAGUUCAUAAAAAAGAAAA
Molecule: messenger RNA, 1363 nt
Organism: Toxorhynchites rutilus septentrionalis
Lineage: Eukaryota; Metazoa; Arthropoda; Insecta; Diptera; Culicidae
Exons: 5
Coding region: 200-1105 (301 amino acids)
Source: RefSeq, a predicted model, not a curated record